AUGUCCGUGUAUGUUCUAGGAGCUGGCGGAGUGGGGACCUUGAUUGCGUCCUCACUCUCAAACGCCCUGAAAGUGAACUUCGUCGUUCGAAAUACCGCAAAGCUAAACAACCUUGCCAAAACAAACAACACGUUUGCCAUCAAGAGGCUCUACGACAACAACAAAACCAUCAAAUACACCAUUAACGGGGCCUUUCCUGCGGAUAAGUUGCCGGACUCGAAAAUCGACUUCUUGCUGAUCUGUGUCAAGACCUUCGACACCGUGAAGUCGUUGACCCCUCUACUCGACAAAAUAACUAGCAAAACCAGAAUCCUGCUGGUGCAAAAUGGAAUGGGUGUGGUCGAUGAGCUGUACUCUAAAAUCUGGACGAACGUGGAUUCCAGGCCAACUAUCUACCAGGGAGUCAUUUCGCACGGGGUGUGGCAAUCUCCAGAAAACCACGACACAUACAACUAUAACCACGCAGGCUUCGGCUACCUCAAGAUCUGUCAGGUUCCAAGGGACCUGCAGAAUAUAACUGCCAAAGAUACCAUCGAAAAUGAUGAUGUCAUCAGAGAACUGGUGCAAAGCGACCUCAACGUUUCCACAUACUCUUACGAGGAACUCUUGGUAUACCAGAUCCAGAAACUGCUGGUCAACUGCUGUAUGAACUCUACCACAUCCAUCGUUAAUUGCAUCAAUUACAAGCUUGCCGAUCUCGAGGAAACAGACGCAUUGUUCACCUCGAUUGUCUCGGAAGGACUGAACGUGCUGAAGACAGCCUACCCUGUCCUCAAGACUUCCCCACUGGCAACCGAGCUCCUUAGCGUCGAAAAGGAGGUUAAGUUCGUUAAGCAUGUUGGCUUCACUAUAAACAGUAAAAACUCGACGAGUAUGCGUCAGGACGUUUUGAAUCUACGUAACACCGAAAUCGACUAUAUUAACGGCCAUAUUGUCAAAAAGGCUUGGGAAAGUGGAAUGACCGCACCCGUCAACGACACCAUCUCCAAGCUUCUCAAGAUCAAGUUAGCUGUAAAUAGGAGAACCGCCCAAGAAAAAGCAUGA
Messenger RNA from Pichia membranifaciens NRRL Y-2026, 1044 nucleotides. RefSeq lists its product as hypothetical. The transcript has a single exon. Gene Ontology annotation, biological process: pantothenate biosynthetic process. NCBI's taxonomy places the organism in Eukaryota, Fungi, Ascomycota, Pichiomycetes, Pichiales, Pichiaceae. Bases 1 to 1044 code for a protein of 347 amino acids. The record is from RefSeq and is a predicted model, not a curated record. Gene Ontology annotation, cellular component: mitochondrion; cytoplasm. Gene Ontology annotation, molecular function: 2-dehydropantoate 2-reductase activity; NADP binding.